GCUCUCACGCUGGCGCGGCUUACCCGUCUCUCUGCGCUCCUACCAUACCACCACCUCCACUAUAUAAUCCCCGAUCGCCUCGCGCACACGCACCGAGCCACCGACCCGCCGGCCGACGAGGCGCAACCGCGCAACGCAAACCCACACGCGCCGCCGCCUGCGCCGUCGUGCCGCACCGGCCCGCUCCUUCUCCACUCAGGUGCAAUCAGGCUACGGCCGCCUUGGGCCGCCGCGGGCUGCGCCCCCGGACCGUGCUUGCUCAGGCCGAGAGGGGGAGACGCGGGGCACGCGACCGCGGCUAGCCCGGGCGGCGGGGUGCGGAAGCGGAGAAGGUAGGUAUGGAGAAGUACGAGGCGGUGCGGGACAUCGGGUCGGGGAACUUCGGGGUGGCGCGGCUGAUGCGCAACCGUGAGACCCGGGAGCUCGUCGCCGUCAAGUUCAUCGAGCGUGGCCACCGGAUUGACGAGAAUGUGUACAGGGAGAUCAUCAACCACCGCUCGCUGCGUCACCCCAACAUUAUUCGCUUCAAGGAGGUGAUACUUACACCCACGCAUCUUAUGAUAGUGAUGGAGUUUGCAGCAGGCGGAGAGCUCUUCGAUCGAAUCUGUGAUCGUGGGCGGUUUAGUGAGGAUGAGGCCCGGUAUUUCUUUCAGCAGUUGAUCUGUGGCGUGAGCUACUGCCAUUACAUGCAAAUAUGCCAUCGAGAUUUGAAGCUGGAGAAUGUUCUCUUGGAUGGUAGCCCUGCUCCGCGGCUCAAGAUAUGUGAUUUUGGCUAUUCCAAGUCAUCAGUGUUGCAUUCAAGACCCAAAUCAGCAGUGGGAACACCAGCAUAUAUUGCACCUGAGGUGCUAUCCCAUCGUGAGUAUGAUGGAAAGCUUGCAGAUGUCUGGUCCUGUGGGGUGACUCUUUACGUCAUGCUUGUGGGAGCGUACCCAUUUGAAGACCCGGAUGACCCCAAGAAUAUACGCAAGACCAUUCAGCAAAUAACUCAAGUACAAUACAAGAUACCAGAUUAUGUCCACAUAUCUACAGAUUGCAAACAACUUCUUGCCCGUAUCUUUGUUGCCAAUCCAAUGAGGAGAAUCACAAUGAUGGAAAUAAAGAGCCAUCCAUGGUUCCUAAAGAACCUGCCACGAGAACUCACGGAGACAGCACAGGCCAUGUACUACAAGAGAGAUAACAGGGUACCUUCUUAUUCAGACCAAACGUCAGAAGAAAUCAAGAAGAUUGUCCAGGAUGCAAGGAUCAUGCCAAAAUCAUCCAGAUCAGGCUACGAUUGGAGCAAUGAGUGUUCAGAUGAAGAAGAAAAGGAAGAGGAGCACAGACCAGAGGAGAACGAGGAAGAGGAAGAUGAAUACGAUAGGAGGGUCAAGGAGGUCCAUGCAAGUGGAGAACUCCGAAUGGACGCUCUACACGUAUGAAAUCUUGUGGAAGAAAGUUGCAUGUAGAUAACCGGGUUACUGCGGGCUGAAGAUUCAGUGGGCUGUGUGGAAUUUUGGCUGCAAUAUUGCUUCUGUCUGGUCGUCCCCUCUCCUGUAACAUAAUUUACUUGAUACACUGAGACAUACAACCACCUUCUUGUUUAUAUAUACUUGGAGACGACGAAACCUGUAAAUAUGAAUCAUGUGCCUGUCUGUCUGCA
This is a messenger RNA of Panicum virgatum (switchgrass), 1642 nucleotides long. Its product is annotated as serine/threonine-protein kinase SAPK4. Lineage: Eukaryota; Viridiplantae; Streptophyta; Magnoliopsida; Poales; Poaceae. Bases 339 to 1421 code for a protein of 360 amino acids. Gene Ontology annotation, biological process: intracellular signal transduction; protein phosphorylation. The transcript has 9 exons. Gene Ontology annotation, molecular function: ATP binding; protein serine/threonine kinase activity. The record is from RefSeq and is a predicted model, not a curated record.